GCUGGCAAUCCAAUUUGCAAUGGUCGCAAUUACUGUGAAUAAAGACAAAAUUAGUUUGCUUCAAAAUUAUAUCAAUGCUAUCCUAACAGAUGGAAAGCAUGAAAGAAUUAAAGAUCGUAAACAACUUAAAGAUGGUCAAAAGCCUCCUCCACGUUGGAAUCCUUUUGAUAGUAAUCAACAACAACUUGAGACUGAUCUCGAUGUGGAAUAUAAGCUGAUCCUAACUGGCGCUAAAGAUGACAACGAAAGAAUCGAACGUUUCUUUAAAGUAGCUGAUAAAGUACAAGAGCAACUUAAUGAUGUCACUACAUAUAAUCCGGAUUUAAUUAAAGAUGCUUUCACCAUUUUAAUAAACAAUCACCCUGCUGCUAUUGCAUUGGGGCUCAAGACACCAUCUUUUAAGAGAAUUUCUCCAUUAACUUUGUUACCUGGACAAUCUCUGCCUUUGGGUGGGCCUGAAUCAAAAAUGGUUAUUAUUUCUUCCUUAUCAUUCAUUGAUAAUAUGGUUCCUAAUGGAAUUGCAGAUCCCGAUUUUCCAAACAAGAAUUUCGCGUAUACAAAAGAUCGUCAAGGAGAAUUGUUCAUUUGGUCGCAUAAACAAAUGUUAGCAAGAUAUGAUGCUGAAAGAGUCGCUGUUGGUCUUUAUCCUGUUGUUCCGCUAACAAACUACUAUGAUCCGAUUCCUGAAGGAUAUUUACCAAAUAAAAGUUUAAGAGACUAUGACGAAAACACUUCUCCUGCUUAUUUACAAAAUAAAUAUGAUUAUCGAUUACCAUAUUCUUCAAUUGCUAAAGAAGACGGAGCUCCUAUUGAUUUUGCUGUUGCAGCAAUCAAUAAAGCAAUUGAUUGUGGAGUCUUUUAUAAUGAUCCCGACAAACUCGGGCGUACUCUCAACCCUGAUCGUUUUAAUCCAGAUGUAGUUGAAGAUAAUGAAUGGAAAGCAAAAUAUGGAACAUUGCAUAGAUCUGGUCAUACAAUGAUUGGUAGAAUUGUUGGCAACAAGGAAGCAAAGGACGCAUUAAAAUCUAAUGCUCCAGAAGGUGUUAUCUUACAUUUUGCUACUUCCUGUAAAGAUCCCGUAUUUUACAGGUGGCAUCGUUUUGUGGAUGGAAUAUUUAAUCGUUGCAUUGAAAAAUCCAACCCUCGAACUUUCACUGAUGCUCCAGAUGUUUCCAUCAAAUCUUCCGAUAUUCUUCUUACUUUUAAAGAUCAACUUAUGAUGAUUAAUCCAGAAGGUGAAAAAGAUAGAUGGCAAAAAUAUGGUGAAGCCAACUUUGGAAAACCAGGUUUUCCAUCUACAAAUGAAUUACAAACUAGGAUGAUGUCUCGAAAUGUUAAAGGUCCAAAUAAUGAGAUUAUUCAGAUUGAGCAUCUAUUUCCUAGAGAAUUUUAUUAUUUCUUCAAGGUGAAAAAUAACGCUAAAAAGAAUUCAUAUGAUGAUAAAACUGGUCGCAUUAUUAAAGUUCCAACGGAUGCACAUAUUGCACUCAGAGUAUUUAUUGUUCCAGAGGUUUUGGCACACGAUCGUAAACAAUGGAUAGAACUUGAUAAAUUUAAAUAUACGCUUAAAGAAGGUGAAGAAACUGUCAUUUCUCAUUAUUGCAGCUGCGGUUGGCCAUAUCAUCUUUUACUUCCACGUGGAACUAGGGAAGGAAUGAAGUUUAAAUUAUUUGUAUAUAUCUCGGAUUGGAGUAUUGAUAAGGCUCCUGGAACUACUAUUGAAAGUAGUAUAAACACUUGCGGUAGAAAGUUGGAGAAUGGAAGACCAGCUAAAUAUCCAGAUUCUCGUAAUCUGGGAUAUCCAUUUGAUCGUCCCUACACAUUCGUCAAGCAACAAGACCCUAAAUCUGUGAAUAUUAGCUCAACUGAUUUCCCACGAGCUGAAAGUAACGUCCUAGAAGACUAUUGGUUAGAUAAUGUCGCUAUGCGUGAUGUUACAAUUAAAUGGGUUGAUCAAUUUAAGUGA
Cetraspora pellucida is the source of this 1966-nucleotide messenger RNA. Lineage: Eukaryota; Fungi; Glomeromycota; Glomeromycetes; Diversisporales; Gigasporaceae. The record is from the annotation of a GenBank genome assembly.